AUGCACUUCUCACUCAACCUGGCCGUGGCCCUCCUCGCGGGCCACGUCGCCGCCGACACGACGACCACCAUCGACGCCAAGUCCGACCGCGGCACCUGGGAGGGCUGGGGCACCUCGCUCGCCUGGUGGGCGCGCAAGUUCGGCAACCGCGACGACCUCGCCGACAUCUUCUUCACGACCAAGUCGACGACCUGGUCCGGCGCCAGCCUGCCCGGGCUGGGCUUCAACAUCGUGCGCCACAACGCGGGCGCGUGCAGCUGGAACAGCAUCAACGGCGAGAGCAUGGUGGUGUCGUCGAAGAUGAUGCUCUCGCGGCAGAUCGAGGGCCACUGGCUCGACUGGAACAGCGCGGACCCGGCGUCGACGAGCUGGAGCUGGGGCGUGGACGCGAACCAGCGCGGGAUGAUGCAGAAGGCCAAGAGCCGCGGGGCGAACCGCUUCGAGCUGUUCAGCAACUCGCCCAUGUGGUGGAUGACCAAGAACCACAACCCCUCCGGGUCGGCGGACGGCAGCGAGAACAUACAGAGCUGGAACCUGCAGCAGCACGCCGUCUACAUGGCCGUCGUGGCCAAGUACGCGAAAGACAAUUGGGGCAUCACGUUCGAGAGCGUCGAGCCGUUCAACGAGCCGACGGCGAACUGGUGGAAGGCGGACGGCACGCAGGAGGGCUGCCACAUCGACGUCGCCACGCAGGCGAGCAUCAUCAACUACCUCCGCACGGAGCUCGACAACCGCGGGCUGAACAGCAUGACCAUCGCCGCGUCGGACGAGUCGUACUACGACCAGGCCGUGAGCACGUGGAAUGGGCUGGGGUCGGCGCUUGAUAAGGUGGCGCGGAUCAACGUGCACGGGUACCAGUACGGCAACGGGGCGCGCGACAAGCUGUACGCGCAGGCGGCGAGCAAGGGUCAGCGGCUGUGGAACAGCGAGUACGGCGAGAACGACGCGACGGGCGAGCGGCUGGUGAGCAACAUGCUGCUGGACUUCCGGUGGCUGCGGCCGACGGGGUGGGUGUACUGGCAGGUGCUGGAUGGCGGCGGGUGGGGAGUGAUUGAUGCCGACAACGAGGCGGGCACGCUGGGCGCCGCGAACCAGAAGUACUUUGUUUUUGCGCAGUUUACGCGGCACAUCCGCGAGGGGAUGAAGAUUCUGGACGGAGGGAGUGAUAAUGUGGUCGCGGCGUACGAUGCGGCGAACUCGAAGCUGGUGAUUGUGGCGAUCAACUGGGGCAGUGCGCAGUAUCUCAACUUUGACUUGAGCAAGUUCACGCAGGGCUCGACGGAUGGGGCGAAGGUGACGCGGUGGAGGACGCAGGUGGGCAGCGGUGAUCGGUAUGUGAAGGCGGAUGAUACGGUGAUGAGCGGGACCAAGUUCUGGAGUUACUUUGAGUCCAAGAUGGUGCAGACUUUUGAGGUUCCGAAUGUGAAGUUGUGA
This is a messenger RNA of Colletotrichum siamense, 1434 nucleotides long. RefSeq names its product Endo-beta-1,6-galactanase (gene 6GAL). The record is from RefSeq and is a predicted model, not a curated record. The coding region runs from base 1 to 1434 and encodes 477 amino acids. Gene Ontology annotation, molecular function: hydrolase activity, hydrolyzing O-glycosyl compounds. NCBI's taxonomy places the organism in Eukaryota, Fungi, Ascomycota, Sordariomycetes, Glomerellales, Glomerellaceae. The transcript has a single exon.